AUGGCCCCGACCGCCCCGCAGGCGUUCGCGCCCCUGCACACGGUUCUGGUGGCCAAUCGGGGUGAGAUCGCCGUACGGGUGAUCCGCGCCUGCCGUGACGCGGGGCUGCGCAGCGUCGCGGUCUACGCGAACCCCGACCGCGACCUGCCGCACGUGCGGCUCGCCGACGAGGCGUACUCGCUGCAGGGCGAGACCGGCGCCGAGACCUACCUCGACAUCGCCAAGCUAUCGACUGGCCAAGGAGCCGGGGCCAACGCCGUGCACCCGGGCUACGGCUUCCUCUCCGAGAACGCCGACUUCGCCCAGGCCGUGCAGGACGCCGACCUGAUCUGGAUCGGCCCCUCGCCCCAGGCCAUCCGUGACCUCGGCGACAAGGUGACCGCCCGCAAGAUCGCCGAGCGGGUCGGCGCGCCGCGCGUGCCCGGCACCGAGGACCCGGUCGCCGACGCCGACGAGGUCAUCGCGUUCGCCGACGAGCACGGCCUGCCGGUGGCCAUCAAGGCGGCGUUCGGCGGCGGCGGGCGCGGCAUGCGCGUGGCCCGCGAGCGCGACGAGAUCGCCGAGAUGUUCGACGCCGCGGUCCGCGAGGCCGAGUCCGCCUUCGGGCGCGGCGAGUCGUUCGUCGAGCGCUACCUCGACCGCCCGCGUCACGUCGAGGCGCAGGUGAUCGCCGACCAGCACGGGCACUGCGUCGUCGUCGGCACCCGCGACUGCUCGCUGCAGCGCCGCAACCAGAAGCUCGUCGAGGAGGCCCCGGCGCCGUUCCUCACCACCGAGCAGCGCGCCGAGAUCCACCAGGCCGCCCGCGACAUCUGCAUCGCCGCCGAGUACUCCGGCGCGGGCACCGUCGAGUUCCUCGUCGGCGAGGACGGCGUGAUCUCGUUCCUCGAGGUCAACACCCGCCUGCAGGUCGAGCACUGCUUCCGCAUCGCCGCGGGCCAGGAGCUGCGCUUCACCGAGGACCUGCCCCCGCGCGGGCACUCGAUCGAGUUCCGGCUCAACGGCGAGGACGCCGGCCGCGGCUUCCUGCCCGCCCCGGGCACGGUGUCGGUCUUCCACACCCCGGCGGGCCCGGGCGUCCGGCUCGACGCGGGCCUCGAGGAGGGCACCGUCAUCGGCGGCGGCUUCGACUCGAUGGUCGGCAAGCUCAUCGUCACCGGCGAGGACCGCGCGCAGGCCAUCGCCCGCUCCCGGCGCGCGCUCGACGAGCUGGUCAUCGACGGCCUGCCCACGGUCAUCCCGUUCCACAAGGCCGUCCUGCGCGACCCGGCGUUCGUCGCGGCCGAGGGCGCCGAGUCGUUCGCCGUGCACACCCGCUGGAUCGAGACCGAGUGGGACAACCAGGUCGAGCCCUACACCGCGCCCGGCGACGAGGAGGCCGACGAGUCCCUGCCCCGCCAGAACGUGGUCGUCGAGGUCGGCGGCAAGCGCCUCGAGGUGUCGCUGCCCGGUGACCUGGCCAUCGGCGGUGGCGGUGGCGGCGCCCCGCAGGCGAAGAAGAAGUCGAAGAAGCGCGCCGGCGGCGGCGCCAAGGUCUCCGGCGACGCCGUGACCGCCCCGAUGCAGGGCACGGUCAUCAAGGUGACCGUCUCCGAGGGCGACACCGUCUCGGCCGGCGACCAGAUCGCCGUCGUCGAGGCCAUGAAGAUGGAGAACCCCAUCACCGCCCACAAGGACG
This is a messenger RNA of Theobroma umbraticum, 1678 nucleotides long. NCBI's taxonomy places the organism in Eukaryota, Viridiplantae, Streptophyta, Magnoliopsida, Malvales, Malvaceae. The record is from RefSeq and is a predicted model, not a curated record.